UUCAGUGAGGAGCGCGCUCUGGUGGGACGGAGAGUGUGAUGUCACUGUCAUGGAAGGGAGUGCUUUUCUUCAUAGCAUCAUGUUCAGCUAUCGCCGCGGGACAGGGUGUGAGCGGCCCAAAGCACGGAAAGAAUAUCGUAUGUUUUCUGGCCUCCUGGUCUCAUUAUAGGCUGGACCCGAUCAAGUUCCACUUAUCCGACUUGGACCCAUCGUUAUGUACUCACCUAGUUUACUCGUUCGCUGUUCUCGAUGAAAACACCAAUGAAAUUAAAAGUUCAGACGUAGGUCUGGAUGUAGAGAAUAAGGAUACGACAGUUGGUUACAAAGGGUUUGUUGAUCUCAAGACAAAGAAUCCUCAUCUCAAAGUGACCUUGUGUAUCGGAGGCUGGAAUGAGGGGUCCCAAAAAUUUUCCCUAAUGGCUAAAAGUCCACAUUCAAGAAAACAGUUUAUACAGAGUGUUAUCAAAUUUCUACAAACGUAUAAUUUCGAUGGUCUCGACAUUAUGUGGAAGUAUCCGACGACGAGGGGCGGCGACAAACAGGACAAAGAUAACUUCGUUAUUUUAGUUAAGGAACUAAAGGAGGCUUUCAGUCCACACGACUUUAUUUUAACAGCAUCUUUGUCUGGGAUUAAACAUGUGAUGGAACCAGCAUACGACUUGGUCCAGUUGAACAAAUACUUAGACAUGAUCCAUGUUUUGGGCUACGACUACCAUGGUCCGUGGAAUGGCAUACUUGGGGCAAAUUCACCGUUGUCUUCCACCUCUCAAGAUAACUUCCGUAGCGUGGAAUACACUAUAAGAUACAUGAUAGCUUUUGGCGUGAGUCCUGAGAAAAUAAACCUAGAGUUGCCCCUGUUUGGAAGAACUCUCCUCUUAAGCAACCCAAAAGAGGAACGAGUGAAAUUCGGUCAAACGAAAGUUCAGGGCGUCGGCUUCCCUGGACCAAUAAUAAAAGGAAUACAUUAUUACGCAUACAGUGAGAUCUGUAUGGAACUGACCAACAAAUCCAUACCCUGGGAUUAUCAUUGGGAUGAAGAGUCUUCCACACCAUAUCUCCGGGAUAAAGAUCGUAUCAUAUCGUAUGACAAUCCUCGCUCCAUAGCAAAUAAAGUUAAACUGGCUAUAGACUAUAACCUGGGAGGCUUCAUGGUGUGGAGCGUGGACACGGACGAUUUCAAAGGUCUUUGCGAUCUUCGCAAUGAUGCUUACGAUGACUACGAGGCGAGGAUUAACAGGAUAUCAGACGAUCCCAUGCUACAGGACGCCAUAGACAAACUAGAUCUGUCAGACUUGGAUUUAAACGACGGUUAUUACAUUAAGAUGGAUAAGAAAUUGGAAUUCAUCAAACCUAAGCAGGAUUUCAAGAACUUCCAAAUGCUGAGAACCAUUAACCAGGCGACGUCUGUGGCUCUGGAAGAAAUGAAGAUUGUUCUCGCUAUUUGGAACAAAAGAAGAUUCGGAAAUGGAAUAAGCGGAACGAGUUUUGUUUUACCGACGAGCUUGGGAGGCUGCGAACAGUCCUGUCUCAGUUCUUGUUAUAAAAUGUGUCAGAAUCCUUUUUUAUAAUAGCGUUAAUACUUCUUAUUUCUUAUUAAUGACCCAUCAUUAUUGCAUUGCAUUUUUAACAAUAUAUUUGUUCACGAUUAAUUAAAUUUCGGAGCUCAAUGUACUAGACUAGCGGACUAUCGGAUUUAUUGACAUUAGACUAUUGAAGUGGUUACAUAAAUGUUUAAAACUAUUUGUAAUAAAUAAGAAGUAUUAAACAAACAUUUUUAUUAAUAAAAAAAUAAAUAAAGGAA
Danaus plexippus (monarch butterfly) is the source of this 1801-nucleotide messenger RNA. RefSeq names its product probable chitinase 2. The transcript has 9 exons. The coding region runs from base 39 to 1568 and encodes 509 amino acids. The record is from RefSeq and is a predicted model, not a curated record. Gene Ontology annotation, biological process: chitin catabolic process; carbohydrate metabolic process. NCBI's taxonomy places the organism in Eukaryota, Metazoa, Arthropoda, Insecta, Lepidoptera, Nymphalidae. Gene Ontology annotation, cellular component: extracellular region. Gene Ontology annotation, molecular function: chitinase activity; chitin binding.